Messenger RNA from Clunio marinus, 675 nucleotides. The record is from the annotation of a GenBank genome assembly. NCBI's taxonomy places the organism in Eukaryota, Metazoa, Arthropoda, Insecta, Diptera, Chironomidae.
AUGCGCGCUUUAUUAUAUUCGAAUUUUGUUCUGUCAAUUUUAAGUUUCGUGGGGGGUCAAACAAUGAACCCUUGUUCCGAUCUACCGCACGGUACUUUUGUGCCUGAUCCAUAUUCAGUUGAACGUUACAUUUAUUGCUCUAAUGGACGUCCAUUUCGUAGUCAGUGUAGAAAAGGUUUUGAAUUCAACAAAGUCGAUCUUGUGUGCAUUGAAGUUCAACAAUCUACGACAACAACAAUUUCAAGUCCUUCCACUUCAACAGAUAUUUCUUUAAUAACAGGAAAUCCUUGCCAAAACCAAUCUGACGACACUUUAAUAGCUGACACAUCUUUUAGACAAAACUACAUUACAUGUCUUGAUGGUCAAGCAAUAAUUUCAACCUGUCCUGACGGAAUGGUUUUUCAAGAAGAAGGAAGACAUUGCAUUGAAAGCAUGGACAGACUGCGAGUAGCAGCAAGAUAUACAUAUAAACAGUUUCCCUUAUUAACAACAACUGGUCUGAUAUUAACAACGACAUCGACAAUGACAACGGCAACAACAAAACCAAAGCCAUCUAGAGUUGUUACGAGACCAUCUAGAGUUCCACCAACUCGAGCAACUAUAGCAACAACAGUUGAACAAACGAUUCCAACAAGAAUAAGAAUAAUACCAACUAGAUCCACACUAGCUGCAUAA